AUAUAGUGCAUCUGAAUGGUGCACACACAUGAAAGUGUUUAGAAUUGGGAUUCUUGGUUGGCAUAAUGUUCUUUUUUCUUAAACCAUCAGUACAUCCGAAAAAGCAGAUUGAGCCUCUCCUAAAAACUCGGAGGCCAUGGACCUUCAGAAGCCGAGAGAGCAGGUGGCAGAUGCAGAGUUGCUCAAUCAGAUAGCAAGCUACAACUAUGAAACAGCGGCUGCUUUGCGACGCAAUCUCUCUACGCAUAGUAUCACCGAUUUCAUUCUCCGGCUGCGGAAGAAAUUUGGCAAUGCAGGAAUUCCAGCAAAUAUCGACGAACCGCUUCAGCCGGACGGGUUUGACUGGUCUGCCUUGGGAAAGCUGACAUUGGAUUGCAUGAGUAUGGCCCCAGGUGCCUCGACAAUGGUGGGCCUGUUCGAUUGCAAACCGAAGCAAAGGAAGCAGCCUAUUAAAAGGAGGAAGAGGGAAAAACCAAGAGCUGCCGUCAAUCCUGACCAGAUGUUGGAAACAAAUCAGGAGAAUAUGAAGAAGGAGACUGAUGCGAACAUCGAGACCAUGUUCAAUAUCUUGAGGCGGUUCCGGCAACCAAUAAUGGCUUCUCGGCUGAUCAACAAUCGACGUUCAUUCAGUCAAACGGUCGAAAAUGUGUUCUCGUUGUCGUUCUUAGUCAAAGACGGGCGGGUGGAGCUCACUGUCGAUCCAGAAGGUCGUAUAUGGGCAGCUCCGAAAAAUGCCCCAACGGCAGCGGAUCUAGCAGCAGGCAAAGCAGCGAUGUCACAGUUCAUACUUAGGCUCGAUUAUGAAGACUGGGAGGACAUGCAGGAGCGGCUGGAAAACGAGGACGACUUGAUGCCUCAUCGGGAAGUGGAAAGUCAACCACAACGUCAAGAAGAAGUCGCAUCGACACCCCAUCGAGGUGGUCCUGGGAGUAGUAGAAAGACGACAAGGAAUAGGCUUUGCGAAAACGCUCUGAAUGUGGAGGACUGUAGCAGCACUGCACCUGAAGCACAGGAUUCAGCUGAUGCGGAAGACGAUGAGCUCCGAUGGAGCGGAGGCAAGCGACGGAGGACUGUCGCACGGCCACUGAUAUCAAAACUGGAGACGUCCGCAUCAGCCGUCUUUUACACGCCAUGUGCUGAGUAUGGUGACAGAAUAGAGUUCCGCAUCAGCCAUGUGGCAAUGCCACAUCAGCAGUAUGUGAAGCGGCUUGUCGACAACUCUUAUACUGAUUUGGCAACGGUGUCGAAGGGCUUUCACCUGCGGUUGACAUGGUGCAGGGAGAGAGGUGGCGAUGGGCACAAACCGCCUGUGAUGCUGGAGCACCUUGCAGUGGAGCAAUGUCCCACGGAUCACGAGCAGAACCAUCUCAACGAACGGCCGAAGACCGGGUUGGCACGAUAGCUCAAUUACAAGGAAUUCAAGCAGCGGAUCGCCCUGGUGAGGAUCUACCAGUGAUUGACGGGAGCAAUAUUCACUACUGCUUGCAUGAUAGCUCAAUUACAAAUGGUUCAAGCACUGGAUCUACCUGGUGAGGAGCCUGCCAGCAACUGACGUAAGUCGUGCCUUCAGAAUCUGUUUGCUCAAGCACGCGCAAACCAAUUGCAAUAAUACUCGUGGGCACUUUGAGCUGAUGAAUUGCUGCUGGAACAUUGUGCAGGGAAGCAAUAUCCACCACAGCUUGCGUGCGAGCAGAACCCUCUCAACACGCGAUUGGAGAACAGGUGAGCUAGAGAGAGCUCGGGUUUCAAGGGGGGUUCAACCGUUGAGGCAGCUCGGUGGGGAUGCUGCUGAGGACUGACAUGAGGCAUGCCUUCAUCGUAAUUUUUUAUUGUUGUCCUGUUCUCAUCAUUCCUUAACCUCUUCGUCCGGUUCGUCAAGGUUUUUCUCGACGUCAUCUCGUCAUCUCCAUCAUGCCAUGUCGCUUAACGGGGAACGGUGCUGUGCGAUUGAUGUGUCCUCAUCUCGAAAAGGUAAACAUCUUCUCAUAUUGCAUCAUGAUGAUCAAUGCCCUACUCAACUGGAACGAGAGAGAAACAUCCUCUCCAGUCACCAGCCUGGCACUGUGUUACAUACGCUACGGGUACGUUUGGUGUUUUUGUUCUUAUUCUUCUUACGAUUGCUCAUCUUUCCCAACAACAUUCCUCAAGAAUCCAUCCUUCAGUUAUACCGCCUGUUCGGUUGAGGGAGCAGCGAAUUUUGCAACCAUGCACAAAUUUAAAAUUUUCCAUGCAGCGGUAAGCCUCCGUCAGUUCUUUGUUUUUUUUCCCUUUUAUCCGUUUCUCUAUUUAUGCGUGUCGUUAGGGGCCAUGCCAAUCUUCUCUGUAUCGUUCCAAUUUUGACAGGUGUCCUAAAGCACUGCCUGCAGCCUUCUUCUUUUAGAUUAAAAAGUCGAAGUACUAAAACAGUUACUUAUGGGCCUGUCUCCGUAUGCGUUCUGGGUAGCAUCAGUUCAGCAGCUUCAGCUCCUUCUUGUAUCGUUCCAAUUUUAACAGAUGUCCCGAAGGACUGUUUCCCCAGCAAGUCAGAAAUCAUAGAACUUGUCCACAGUCUGAUGUAGGGGUAAUGGAUUUUCGCCGAACUGGAUCAACAAAAAUACCAACUGCAACUUGGAGAAAAUAAAAAACAGACAGGUCUCACCGAUACAGUACAAACAGGGAUCAAUAAAUUAAAUGGAAUACU
Molecule: messenger RNA, 2680 nt
Organism: Chara braunii
Lineage: Eukaryota; Viridiplantae; Streptophyta; Charophyceae; Charales; Characeae
Source: the annotation of a GenBank genome assembly